Molecule: messenger RNA, 375 nt
Organism: Penicillium mononematosum
Lineage: Eukaryota; Fungi; Ascomycota; Eurotiomycetes; Eurotiales; Aspergillaceae
Exons: 2
Coding region: 1-375 (124 amino acids)
Source: RefSeq, a predicted model, not a curated record
AUGAGCAUGAGCGUGAACGCAAACACCAGACCACCAGCAGGCGCACCGGCGUCGCCCGCCUCGCGCCGUCUCCUCAUCUUCCAGGAGGCGCGCAACCCGCAGAACGUCGCAGAGACUGUCUACAUCCCCGUCAACAAGCUGGGGUUACCUAUUUGUGGUGAUGGGCCUGAGUUGCCUUCUAUUCUGGAGUUGCCGCUGCGGGUGCUGAGGGUGUUUACGGAUACCUUUAAUCAGCCGAAGUAUAAAGGAUGGGCCGUUGUCUCUGCUGGUCCUUACCGUGAUAUCACAGAAGACGGGAAAUUCUAUGCUGUGCUCUUGGAGCAGACGCAGCAUACUGUGCAUGCAUCGCAUGAGACCCAUAUGGGGACACCUUGA